CAGCCUUCGAAUCUUCCAAACCUUCGCCGACUCUUUGUUGAAGCUCGUACGGAAGCAGAAGAGAGCGCAUAUUCAAGAAAUGCUUUCUACAAUCUGGUUUUGUUCAUUUCUUCAGUCGCUGCUUUCAGCAUAGUUGCCCAGCGAUCUACUGCACAACGAUGA
Aureobasidium melanogenum CBS 110374 is the source of this 162-nucleotide messenger RNA. RefSeq lists its product as uncharacterized. NCBI's taxonomy places the organism in Eukaryota, Fungi, Ascomycota, Dothideomycetes, Dothideales, Saccotheciaceae. The record is from RefSeq and is a predicted model, not a curated record. Gene Ontology annotation, biological process: outer mitochondrial membrane organization. The transcript has 2 exons. The annotation marks the transcript as partial.